Solanum dulcamara is the source of this 1209-nucleotide messenger RNA. RefSeq lists its product as uncharacterized. The record is from RefSeq and is a predicted model, not a curated record. Bases 244 to 972 code for a protein of 242 amino acids. Lineage: Eukaryota; Viridiplantae; Streptophyta; Magnoliopsida; Solanales; Solanaceae. The transcript is spliced from 3 exons.
GUUUCGGAUAAUGUGAAUGACUUGUGCGUUAAGAUCAAUGGUACCAUCUUGAGGUUCGGUCUUAAAGAAUUUGCAAUCAUGAUUGGCCUCAAGUGUUUUGAUAAAAAUCAAAGAGUGCCGGAUAUUGAAGAAUCAAAGUCGUUUUUGUAUAAAUACUUUGAGAAUAGUCAAAAGGUAACAAGGUCCGAGUUAUUGCAAUGCUUCUUGAAGAAGCCUUGAAAAUCAAAUAAUGAUGCAUUGAAAAUGGUUGUGAUGUAUUUCAUUCAUCUUGGCUUAUUCCCAAAUGAAAAUGAACAUGUCAUCCACAAAAGCAACUUUUAUCUAGUUGAUAGUGGUAUGUACGAGACAUAUCAUUGUGGCAAAGUGAUUUUUGAAGCUACCUUGAAGUCAAUGCGUGAUAAAAUAAGAAAAAUAAAAAACAUGAACAGGAUUGGGGGUCUACCACUUGCAUUUCUCACUUGGUUUUAUGUGUGUUCGUGUAAUUUGGAUUGGAGUAUUGCUACUCGAGUUGGCACGAAGUCUCCACGAAUACUGAACUGGAAAGUAACUAACAUGCCUUCGCUUAAUGAUCUUAAAGUUAAGAAUAUUGAUGAGUGGAAGGCGAGAAAUAUAUGUGCUACUCAUGAAGAAAAAUCAAAGCCUUAUCUUCAGGGCUUCUAUGAUGAUAUGCGUAAAGCUCAUGAAGUACAUGAUGAUUUUUGCACCCCACCUGCAAUGUCCUGUACAGAAAAAUACCAAAGAAGAACCUCUUGUGUGCAAGCUCCCUCUUUGAAACUUGAUGAUUUGAAGCUUGAGAUCAUAAAACUCAGGGACAAACUUGGAGUUCUUAAUGAUAAAGUCACAAAAUUGAAUGACUUUGUGGUAUCUUCAUUCAAAGAACUGUUCAAACUUAUGAAGGACAAGAAAAUUGAAGAGUUUGAUGGCGAUGAGCAUUAUCGAGUUGAUAAGAUGCAUAUCAUGAACUCCCCCUAAUGACACAACUGAUUAUGGUGGUGAUGCCAUGAAGGGAGUAGAUGCUUCUACUAGUUAGUUUUUAAGAUUUCAAGUUGUUUUGUAUAUUUCAUUUUUGUUCUGUUGUAUCUAUUUUUAUUUUAUCAACACUUUUUAUACAUUGUCUUAUGCUUUGUGUAGUUGCAAAUGCACAAGUAGCCACAGUUGAACAAGUUGUUGCUCAAGUAACUCCUGAAAUUAAGUCUCAUGUUGUUGAUA